Labeo rohita (rohu) is the source of this 4915-nucleotide messenger RNA. Its product is annotated as soluble guanylate cyclase 88E-like. The transcript has 19 exons. Gene Ontology annotation, cellular component: guanylate cyclase complex, soluble. Gene Ontology annotation, biological process: nitric oxide-cGMP-mediated signaling; cGMP biosynthetic process; response to oxygen levels. Bases 106 to 2400 code for a protein of 764 amino acids. The record is from RefSeq and is a predicted model, not a curated record. Lineage: Eukaryota; Metazoa; Chordata; Actinopteri; Cypriniformes; Cyprinidae. Gene Ontology annotation, molecular function: oxygen sensor activity; guanylate cyclase activity; heme binding.
GGACUGUGUCUGGAGGAGCUGCAAACCUCUGAGACGGGCAGACAAGCGUUUCAUAAUAUCUGGAGUGAGAUUUGGAUUCCAGAUUUGUGAGGAUUUGAAGACAGGAUGUACGGGCUGCUGUGUGAAAGUCUUCAUGACUUCAUUAAGGAGUCGUACGGUGAUGAUGUGUGGAAACUGGUCAGAGAGAGGGCCGACGUCAGACUGCACUCCUUCGUCACUCAUCAGGUCUACAGUGAAAGUGUGAUUCCUCGUAUCGCGAAAGCAGCGAGUGGCGUCACAGGAACCCCCUAUAAUGAGCUCAUGAACUCAUGGGGGGUUUAUUUCCUGGGAUUCGUGGGGAAAUACGGGUAUGACAGAAUCCUCAAGGUGUUAGGCCGCCAUGUGCGUGACUUUGUGAAUGGUCUGGAUAACCUGCAUGAGUACCUGCGCUUCAGUUACCCAAAAGUCCAGCCACCGACCUUCUUCUGCCAGGAGGAAUCGGCGACAGGAGUCACACUGCAUUACAGGAGCAAACGUAAAGGUUACCUGCACUACGCCAUGGGUCAGCUGAGACAGAUGGGAAAGCAGUUCUACGACACUGACAUCCACGUUGAGGUUUUGUCCGAGCAGCUAGUGGGAGAUUAUUCACACGUCACCAUGAGAUUAAACUUUGAUAACUCUGCAUAUCGAUAUAUCCAGAAAGAGGAUGAAGAAGAACAAGAGAUCCUUCCCAUCACUAGUGACUUUUUCUUUGAAGUUUUUCCCUUCAACAUUGUGUUCAGACAGGACAUGGUUGUGCAUAAUGUAGGCUCUGGAUUGGCAACCGUCUUUCCUGAUCUGGAUGGAAAGAAGAUCAAUGAUGCUUUUCUGCUUGCUCGUCCUCUUGUGGAGUUCACAUGGAACAUGAUCAUCUCCCAUCCCAACAACCUGUUUGAGAUCAUGUCUAAGGAGCCGGUGAAGCGAGAGAGGAACCUUCAUAACAGAGUGCAGAACUCGGAUUAUGAGAACGCCAAUCGCUCGGCGGAUGUGGACGUGGAGCUGAUGGCCUUUCAGUCAAUUAUAGGGGAUGAUUAUAAAGAUGGAAACAGCGCUAAUGCAAUGGAGAGCUGGGGUGAUGGUAGCCGCUGCCUCAAACUGAAGGGUCAGAUGAGAUACAUGCCAGAGUGGGAGUCCAUUAUCUUCCUGGGUACUCCAGUCAUGGAGAGUUUAAGUGCCAUGUUUAAGACAGGUCUGUACAUCAAUGACCUGAGCAUGCAUGACUCGAGCAGAGAUCUGGUGCUGGCAGGAACUCAGCAGUCUGAAGAGCUCAAGAGAGCCCUCAUACAGGAGCAAAAGAAAUCCAGUAAAUUAGAGGAAAGCAUGAAAAUGUUGGACUACGAGAUGAAGAAGACAGAUGAUCUUCUGUACAGAAUGAUUCCCAAACCUGUUGCUAAGCGACUGCGAAAGGGAGAACCAGCUGUGAACACCUGUGAGGUGUUUCCUGAUGUGACCAUCCUGUUCAGCGAUGUGGUGGGCUUCACUCGUAUCUGCAGUCAUAUCACCCCCAUGCAGGUGGUCUCCAUGCUCAACACCAUGUACACGCUCUUUGACACGCUCAGUGAGAAACACAGAGUGUUUAAGGUCGAAACUAUAGGUGAUGCCUACAUGGUGGUGGCAGGCGCUCCAGAAAAGACGAAGUAUCACGCUCACAAUAUUUGCGACAUGGCUCUAGAUAUGGUUCGCUCUAUUGAUCAUCUCAAAGACCCGUCCAAUGGCAACAACAUCCAGAUUCGCGUGGGAAUUCACUCUGGUAUGGUGGUCGCUGGGGUCGUAGGUCACAAGAUGCCUCGCUACGGUCUUCAUGGUGAUACAGUCCACACGGCUUCUGCCAUGGAGAGCAAUGGGAAGGAAAUGCACAUACAGCUGAGCAGCGCUACUUAUGAGCACCUGAAAGGAAGUCACUUUAUCUUCGAGAGACGCGGUACCAUCACCAUCAAGGGCAAUGUGGAGAUUGAGACAUACUGGCUGAAAGGAAAGCGAGAUAAAGAUGGAAAUGCUCAGGCCGCCUGCCCACAAUUUGAAGCCCAGACUAUCAGUAAAGCAGCCAUCUCUGCCCCCGAACCACCCAUCGAUGAGGAAGUGCUGGUGUUCCCCUCAGUGGCAGGUGAGGAUGAGGACGACGUGAAAUCUAUCCGCUCUCACCGCAUGAAGAUGGAAACCUCUGGAAACUCUCUGGAGGAGUCCAUGGAGGAGUGUCGGGUUGAAGAAACGUCCGUCAGUAAGUCUCAUUAUAAGGAUGCUCUUCAGGACAGCAGCCUUCAGGACCCGCACAUUGAACUCGACUCGGCCGAGUUUGACGGUCGAGAUUCAAUAAUGGAGUCUCCCGCUGGCUCCUGUGAUUCCCCCGGCUCUGAGAAAAGCACCAUGUGCUCUGUGUGCUAAUCACAGUGAUCAUGACACGGCUUCGAAAUUGAUUUCUCAGAGUCUUUUUAAAGCAUUCGACUGUUUCAGCCUUUUGGUUUUCAUAGUUCAUUCUCAGAAUCAUAUGGAUAUUGAUCUGAAUAUGUAUCCCAAAGAAAUUCUGUACAUUGGAUUCACUGGAUUGUCUUGUACAUAGAUUAGAUGUAUUAUUGAACUGAAAAGUGCUUAUUGUGUUGGCUUCUCAUCUCUAUUCUCAUUCAUGUUAAAGCUUUAGAAAUCUUUAUUUCCUUUUGCUGGUUUUUGCUUUAUAUUGACAGAAAUGACAGGGUCAUAUUUCACCCCAUUUUACAUCAAUCAAAAAGAAAAAGAAAAUAAUGUUUUACAUGGAAAAAAUGAAUCCUUAGGUUAUUUUAUUCUGUUUAAUAAUAAUAUUUUAAUAGUAAAUACAGAGUUCGUACAAGGUGCUUAAAGUACUUAAAGUACUUGUACUUGUUGUGUGAACAUGGCUGAAGACGCAAAAAGAGUAACAGAUGAACCAAACCAAACCACUGCGUCGCAAAAUGAUUCACUGAUUCGAAGCGCUCCAAUUGGAUCACAUAUUGUGAAUCAUUUGUUUCAGAUUGGGAGUUCAAAUUGUAUUCUUAGUAUUUUUAUUUAUCGAUUUCUCUGUUUUUAGAAUUUGAAAUGAAAGACAUUGUUCGAUCAGAGAGAUCUCUGAUUUAAGUCCUUAAAAAUAAAAAAAGUAGUGCUUGAAAAGUCCUUGAAAGUUUUGGAAUUUAAUUUUACAGUGUCUGUACGAAUAUUUUAUAAUUUAUUUCUUUUUGACAUUAUUUACAUUUGACAUUAUUACAUGUCAGAUUCUCUUUUAAUAAUUAAAAUAAUUCUGCCCAGAAAAAAAUAAUUAAAAUUAAAAUUAAAAUUAAAUUAAAUUAAAUUAAAUUAAAUGCGCAUCAAUUAAGCAGUGCAACAAAUAAAAUCAUGAUGUGUAAAUAUUUUGCCAUUAAAAUAAUAUAUACUUUUCUUUCAGAAUGUUAAUUGAGGAAACUCUUACUUAAAAUGUUUACUAUGUUUAAAUGUUUAAAUUGUUUUCUAUUUAAAUGUUUAAAAUUUAACAUAUUAAAAUAAUGGUAGAAUUUUAUAUAUAAGAUUAUUUAAUGUUUUUGAAAGAGGUAUCCUCUGCUUACCAAAGCUGCAUUUAUUUAUCCAAAAUACAUCAGUAAUAUUAAAUACGUGUUUUUAAUUUUAGAAAAUAUUUUGUUUUGUGCUGAAACAGUAAUGCAUUUUUUUUUUCAGGAUUCUUUGAUGAAUAGAAAGUAAAAAAAAAACAGAUUUAUGUCAGAGCCAAUGGCCUCGUGGUUAGCGCGCCAACAUAUCCCAUAGUCCCGAGUUCGAAUCCUGGCUCGUGGACCUUUCCCGAUCCCUCCCACUUUGUUUCCUGUCUUACCUACACUGUCUAAAUAAAGGCAUAAACAUGCCAAAAAUAAAUCUUUAAAAAAAAAAAUACGGGAUUUAUUGGACAUUUGGAAUGUAUUUAUUUAUUUUGGCAUGUAAUUUUAUUAAAUUAAAUAUGUUCCUUCUGAAUAAAAGUAUUAAUUUCUUAAUAAUUAAUUUUAAUUUUAAUUUAAUUUUUGCUUUUUAUUGUGGUAAAAUAUGACCUAAACAGUUUUCGUCCAUGAUUCGUCCAGUAUUUAGUUUGUGCUCCUGAAGGCUCAUUUGCUGUUGAAAUGAAAUGUUCUGGUUUUUGUACUUUGUCUGUCAACAUUGUGCAUGACGUGGUCCAUUACCACAGGAAAUAAUUUGAACUUUCCUCUCAGCUUCAAAAAAACAAACAAAAGUCAUGAUUAGAGUAUAAUGCACUUAUAAUGCUCUUGUUAAAGCACUUACAGUAAUUCUUCUGUACAGAAAUUUGAGCUGUAAAAUCGUUCCUUUAAACAAUGGGGCUCUACAGCUGCAUCAUGUAAUUCCUGUAAAUGGAGUUUCAUCUAUGUAUAGCACGUUGUAGAUAGUGGUGCUACACAUCACUGACUGCUGUCAUGUUUAGUGUGAGAGUUACUGUGUUUAUCAACUUUAAAUGGUCACGGAUAGAGUAGAAAAUAGGAUAUAUUUUUGCACAACAGUUAGUGGUGCCACUGUCCUGUUAACACAUUUAUGUCUUGAUUCUAGAAUAUUUUAGAAAGAUUUAUCCCAGUGCAAUGCCCCACUGACUUCCAUUGUAAGUGUUUUACUGUAAUCACUUAUUUUUGUUUGUCUUUAUAAAAUGAGAGAUGGGUCACAAUUAUUUCAAGUGGUAAUUUACCAUCACAGACAACACUUUGCAGCUUUUCUCAAACUUGAAAUUACAUUCACCAGCACUGAGAUCUUACUGUAUUACAUCGUUCAGAAACAAGAAUCUUCUGAUCUUUUUCUCUCUCUGUUUUGCCUGUCUGAAAUUUUUGACUUUUCUCUGUGCCUGUGUGUUUUUUGCUUUCUGUACUGCCUAUUUGUUUCCUCAAGGUGAUGUGACAAUAAAGCAGAAGUGUCAGUGUGACUUAUUUAA